Molecule: messenger RNA, 749 nt
Organism: Heterobilharzia americana
Lineage: Eukaryota; Metazoa; Platyhelminthes; Trematoda; Strigeidida; Schistosomatidae
Source: the annotation of a GenBank genome assembly
ACAAGAGUCUCAUCACUAUUUUCAUCAUCAUCAUCAUCAUCAUCAGUAGCAGCAGUAGUAACAACAGCACCACUGUCAACGGUUUUCAUUUCAAUGGAACCAUUCCUAGAUGCAUUUUUUGCAGUUGAUGUUGACCAUAGUGAUGUAAUAACUACAGAAGAUUUAAGAACAUAUGUGGAAAGACAUAAUUUAGACGAAAAAAUGGUCAGAAGUUGGAAAAGAUUGUUCGAUCCGGAAAACACUGGUUAUAUCACACUGGAGAAGUUCUGUGAAGUUUUUGGCAUAAAAAAGGAGGAAGCACAUAAAAUCAGAAUUGAACGUAUGAAAGUGCCUGUGGAGAAAUUAGGAUCCGAUGUCUAUGUAAUUUCCCAGCAAAUGGAUAUCAAUGAUCAAAUUCGUAUUAGCGAUCAAGCUCGACGUUUGUUAUACCCACCUGGUGAACUUGGAAAUCGUGAAAUAGCACAAAACUUGAAAUUAUGGCUACAGAAAGUUUAUGGGCCAACAUGGCAUGUUGUUGUACUUCGUGGAGCCUAUGGCUUAUCAUAUACGCAUCUUGAGAAUCGAUCAUUUCAGUUUCAACUACAAGAUAGAUGUUUCUUAAUAUGGGGUACACCGAGUGAAUAUCAGCUGGUUUAAACGGACAUUUUUCUUACACGAACAAAGUUGGAUGAAAAUAAAAUGAUUUGAAGAAAUUUUGUACUAUAUUCUAUUUGUAUCAUGAAAAGAUAUCGAAAAUGCUACAUUUAAAG